This is a messenger RNA of Aspergillus glaucus CBS 516.65, 1863 nucleotides long. RefSeq names its product transcription factor domain-containing protein. The record is from RefSeq and is a predicted model, not a curated record. The coding region runs from base 172 to 1626 and encodes 484 amino acids. Gene Ontology annotation, biological process: DNA-templated transcription. The transcript is spliced from 5 exons. Gene Ontology annotation, molecular function: zinc ion binding; DNA binding. Lineage: Eukaryota; Fungi; Ascomycota; Eurotiomycetes; Eurotiales; Aspergillaceae.
GCACAACCAAGCAUUCCGCCACAUCCGGCUGAUUUCGAUCCCCUUGAACUAGAAAUCCUCAAUCGACGGGAGGCGUUUAGUCUUCCACCAAAAGAUGUCUGCGAUAUACUGGUUAAGAUUUUCUUCGAGUGGAUAGCGCCAAUCCUACCUGUGAUCAACAGACAAGACUUUAUGCGCAAAUAUCACAGUCUAGAUGAAACAGGCCCACCUAUUCUGCUACUCCAGGCAAUGUUCAUGGUCGCUGCCAGGUUCACGGCGAACCAGCAGAGCUCAGAUGGCCGGAGUAUUUCGCCCCGUGUGUUCUACAAGAAGACGAAGGCGCUUUAUAAUGCGGGGUAUGAGAAGGACUCGGUGACUAUUCUCCAGGCUGUCAUAUUGUUGGGGAUGUACUGGGAUGGUCCUGAUGACCUUACAGAGUGUGGUAUUUUCUACUGGAGUCGACUCGGGACUGCUUUGGCACAGGCAUAUGGAAUCCAUGAUAGGGAGAUAUAUACGGAUCUCAAUCAUUCAGAAAAAAGCCUACGAAAACGGAUCUGGUGGACGCUAUAUACGCGUGACCGAUCCGUAGCAGCCGCUUUUGGCCGGCCACUGCAUAUCGAUUUAAGUGAUUCCACGGUAGAUCCACUGACUGAAAGUGACUUCAUCGAGCGCGAUGAGCAAUUGCAGAUCGAGUACCCAUCUGACAAGACCCAAGCUCGGUUCUUCAUUGAAUAUGUCAAGCUCUGUCAGCUCAUGGACUUAGGAUUAUGCCUUAAGCUAUCGUCGAGAUCGAUACAAGACAAUAGACGCGCCGAAGCUGCUCAAUGCGAACUGGGAUUGAGUGAAUGGCUUGCGUUCUGUCCUUUGGAGCUGCAAUGGAGACAAUCCAGGCAUACGUUCUUGUCAGGUGUUCUAUUUUCUGCGUUCUAUACGAUAAUAUGCCAAUUGCAGCUGCUGCAGGAACCGGACUCCUCCAAUGAAUCUCAGAAAUCAUCAUUCCAUGCUGCAUCAACCGUUAUAUCAAUUCUGGAGACGCUAUAUUCUCAUGGGCAACUUCAAUAUGCCCCUUCUUUCAUGUCUGCCGUUUCCUUCGUAACCUUACAACAUCAAAUGGAAGCAUCAGUACCUUCCCUCCUACACGCAAUCAGACUUAAACUCGAUGCAAACCUCGAAAUGCUAGAAGUGUUAUCGCAGACAUGGCCCAUCGCUGGGAUGAUGCUAGAGCUAUUCCAGACCACCGCCACUCCGGCACAUUUUGACCGGCUGUUGACAGCAGUAGUAGAUGACUGUCACCGUCGCUCUUUGGGAGAGACAAAUGACACGAGCAGUGGAUCUCGAUCGUUUCAAAGAUCGAGACUUCGACAGGUCAUUCUUCCGCAGAGCAGGGUUGUACUCCAGCUUCUGGCGAGGACCAGCCAGAAUCGAAUGACUGCGAUUUCACGUCCAAUUCUGGGCGAUGUAUAUUCGGAUGCAGAAGUUGAGAAUGAGUCUGCUGGGUUACGUCCAGGGGAAAUUCACUUGAACGGGUCUCCGGAUGCAUUUUCGUCAGCGCUCGAAACAGAUCCGUCUGCGAUUUUACAGAAUCUCCAGGAAAUUAUCCGUAUAGGCAGAUCGAACAUGCCUAACAAUGAUCAUCACCUGUCUUGAUCGUGUGCCCCUUUUUUGUUUCCAAUUGCAUUCGUGAAUGAAGAAUGAAACCUCAGGAAUCGAGUUUCUGGAAGCCGACCCGAGCUCGGCGACUUCGAGUAUGUAUACCUCGGCACUCUGCAAUGCUCGGUUGUUACAUUAAAUGGUAAAUGGUGGCUUAUUGAGGCAUAUACAUGCGUAGAGCUAUUCAAUAUUUUAGAUCCAUAGCCUCCAGCAGUAAUAGGCACAAGUACAGAG